Molecule: messenger RNA, 6448 nt
Organism: Pocillopora meandrina
Lineage: Eukaryota; Metazoa; Cnidaria; Anthozoa; Scleractinia; Pocilloporidae
Source: the annotation of a GenBank genome assembly
AUGGGGGACGCUCUUUUCUAUGGACUAACGCUUACUUACUCAAUUCUGAUUGCUAUCAAUCUUAUCGGUAACGCUAUGGUCAUUCUCGUUGUUCUCCUGAACAAGUCCAUGCAAAGGCCAAUCAACUACUUGCUUGUAAACCUGGCUGCUUCGGAUAUGACUGUGGCGAUUUUUGCCAGCAUCCAAUUUCUCAUGGAGCCAACACUUGCUGAUGCUGAGCCAUUGACAGCAAUAUUUCUUUGCAAGUUUUUAACAGGUGGAACCCUGGGUUGGGUUGGUGCAGUAUGUUCUAUCUUCAAUUUAGUUGGCCUCGCCAUUGAGCGCUACUACGCUGUCAUUGUCUCUCACCGUCAUCGAGGCAAGCUUACAAGUGGCAGGUUAAGGGUGUUCAUUUUUGUCAGUUGGACGCUAGCUCUCAUUUGGGCUGGUCCUGGUUUCUUCAUAACUACUUAUAUAAAAGAAUCCCAAAUGUGUGGACAUCAGUGGCCAAAAGAGAUUUACGCUAAGAUGUACACAGUCGGAUGGUCGUUUGUAGCCGGUAUAAUACCUAUAGGAAUAAUGGGAUCAUUAUAUUAUAAAAUAAUAUACCGUCUUUGGUUCACUAAAGAAAAGGCCACGGAAGCUACUCAGAAGGCAAUGCUGCGGUAUAGAAAACGAGUUACAAAAAUGGUUAUAGCCGUAACAAUCAUUUAUGUACUCUGCUGGGGACCUGAACUUAUCAUUUACUUUCUUGGAUUUCUUGGUGUAUUUACAUUACAGGCCAUUCAUCAUGGAGUUGCCUUCGCUCUUAUUGUGUUUAACUCUUGUGUUAACCCUAUUGUCUAUAGUUUUCAAAGCAGUCAGUUCAGAACACAUCUCUUGUCUUUGAUUCGCUGUAGAAGACGUGAUAAUCGAGUGGUACAUCCAAUCAAUAGAUCCCACGACUUUGCACUUAACUAAUCUUACCUACAUUCUUAAUUCUAAAAGUUUAUAUUUAAAACAUCGUUACUGUCGCAAUCAUUUUAAAAACCACAGGAACUUAAAGGGGCACUGCGUUUGGCACGCUACCCUUGCUGAUGGAUGCACAGAACAAGGUUCCUGAAGGGCGAGAGAUUAAAUCCCAUCGCAGUACUUGAGUAGGUGGAGCCCACGACAGGUAACUCUAACUGUUAGUUAAUUCGAACUCAAAUCUAUGUUACCACAGAAUAAUUUGCUGUCAUUUACUUGUAGCUGACUCGACAACCUCGCAGUCUUUCUCGUUUUCCACUGCAGUUCGAGUUAACGGUCCAGGGUCUCACUGCAUUAUAAACUAAGCUAAUUUACCCAACUAAUUGGUGGAACUGCGUAACGGCGAACAAAUAAUGGACAGAUAAUGACCAUGGCCAAACGAAAAAAUAAUCUUCGUUAAGCCCCUGACAUUUCAUCGUCAGAACGUUUACAAAGAAGGAUGCUGAAAGUUUCGCGUUCUUAGUGUGGUAGAGCUUUGUAGUCAAGCGAGCUUAUCUCUUCUUUUGUAAAAAUGUUAGAACGUUUGUUUAUCUUGGUUUAAAUUUCAAACGAAGAACAAGAAUCACGUGUGAUAUAUCCUCGUGCGCGAUCCAUGUCUAUAAAAGCGAAAUGCAAUAAUAAACGUUGGCAAAGUAUGUAAAUUAAAUUUACCAUCAAUAAACGAUAGAGCUAAUGAAUGGGAGAGAAAUAGGAGUAGAAGAGAUGAUCAAGCUUAAAGUGUAUAAGUGUGGAUAGUAUAAAAGUUAAGUUAACUUAAAGGCUUCGCGUAUGGCAAAGGCCAUUCCUCACUGUGGGGUGGUGGGGGAGGAAAUGGACGGAGAGAGAUAGAGCUAGGUAGUGCCUUUUAUAUAUUCGUUUUUAGACAACGGGCCAAUAUUCUCGUCAUAUUUCACCAUGACGUAUGCCCUCUAAGGGAGAAAAAGGAAACAAAAAGAGGCGAGAUAGUAAGAGAAAUAGACUCUGUUUCUGUUGGGCUCUGUUCCUGGUGACCUCUGUUCUCCCCAUAUCGGGAAUAAGCAUUUGAAUGCACAAUCUUAGGUGAAAUCAACAAGCUGUGUGUGUGACAAGGCGAAAUACAAGACUAUCCGAGAAGUGCCUUGUACAGAGUUCAGUUCCUAUCAGCCCAAUUAGCAGUUAAUUCUACCUAAUCAUGUCAACUUACACAUAAAUUUGCGCGAACUGUUCACCCAAAACUAACUAUUUGUGCUUUGUUCUUCGUGUCUCUGACAAUGCUGACAUAGUUUACGAUAUGAAAACAUUUUUGGACAUGUUAAUUCAAAGCUCAAAUUUCCUUUAGGUUCGAGUAAGAAUUCUCAGUACUUCUCUUUAAAAUAUGUGUUUAAACAAUAAGUAAUAGUAAAUUCUUUUAGUAAAAGUUUCCCCAGUCGUGACAUGUUUUGAAACGAAAGUACUGAAGACAGCUUCCUUCCUGGGUACAUCAUUGUGCUAGGCGGAUACUUCUAUUAAUUGCUGAACCCCUGCGUCAGCCAAUCACAAGAAAAAAAGAUAUUGCGACUGAGUUGUUUACCAAACAAAUCAUUGGCACACCUGAAGAAAUCACACGCCGGUUUGGUCGAUUGGAUCUUAACAAUUCAAGGAUAUAAUGACGAUAAUGUCUACUGAACAAGCUGGAUUUCGACGUUUCCGUCUUUUCUUUUCGAAGUAUAAAUAAAGCAGCAUAUACAUAGUCCACUUGAGUGUUCCAUGGAUGUUUGGCGCGACGGUACUGCGGGAACAUCUCGAGGUGUACAACGGAUGUUAAACCAAGCUUUGUGUGAGUAUCUAGAAUUUUCGUUAAAAUAGCUACUAAGUACUAAGCAACAUAAGGACAGCCCAACCUCUUUGCCGCCUUCCUCUAAGUUAAGACAACUACCAUAAACUUAAAUUACAUUUUGCUUUACCGGCAACAAAAGGAAAAUCAUAGCUGUCCCACUCCCAAUUUCAUUGCAGUCAUUUUAUCGCGGCAGUUUUUAUCCAAAUACCAAGAUACGCCUCUGAUUCGCAUUUUCAGAAUAAUGCAAAAUGAUGUGUGGAAACAAUUUGGACCUUCCCUUUCAAUUCAAGUUAUUGGCAUUACGUUCGUUGUGCUGCCUUUCUCCAUCACAAAUUAAGUCCUUACGAGUCUUAAAGGAACACUGACGCCUAAAAUUGAACCAUUUGUGAAUUGCAGCUUAUGGCUCAAAUAUCAAUGUUCGAAGAUUUUUUUUAAUCUUUGCGUCUAACCUCGCCUCGAAAAAAUAGUUUUACGUCGUAUUUUGACGCUUCCUUGACAACAUCAUAAGACCCAAAUUAAUUUUUUGUGCCGGGUUUGUGGUAGAAUAUUUAGAUAACUAUAAGUGUAAAUCCUCUUUCCUUUGUUAACUUAUUAUUUAUUUGCCCGGCAAACGUGCGCUUUCCUUUCAAAAGAAAACUUCAGCCGACAAAAUGUGCACAGUUGAUUACGAUCUGUUUUCAACUUAGCGCACUACGGAAAACGCGGCAAUUUAAAACGGUUCAGUCAAUUAUCUUGUGUAUGGACCUUUAUAUCUGUUGGUAUUGCAUUGUGAAAGCGAAGUGAAUAAUUUGAUUUAUUUAACCUGCUAAGACGAGAGAAACUUCCCUUUAGUAAAUUCAUUGCAGAACGAGAUGUCUAUUCGCAUUAAUGCCGGAAAAGCUCCUAAUUUUGUUGAUCGAUUAUUAGACUUGUGACGCACUCUAGAACUAGCCAUACAGGUUUAUCAUAAACUAUGUCAGUCUGACUGAAAACAAAAACAAAAAAAAAUUAAUUUAAAUUGGAAAAUGAAUUAAAACUUACUGACAAGUUAUCAAAAAAGCUCUGCCGGGUUAUUUAAUUGAACUACGAUAUAAUUUUUGAUUAACAAUAAUUUUACCAUUUGCAAAACAUUUCGCUUCAAUGGUGGCAAUUUGACCUAAAUCACACCUUAGAAUGGCGAAAAGGGAAACAGCUGUAAUUAUCAGAGUUAUUGUACUAGUAGCUAACCUGAAAAAACAAAUUGAAUGUUCAUGUAACUAUGGGUGUUUCGUUCGAUCGAAAGUAAUGUGGGCGAAAAUAUACUUCGACUCAACCAGCACUAUCAGUUGCAAUAAUGAUGUUUAAUUUUAAGCCGUGACAAUCAAGAGCUGUCGGUAACCCUGUUUUUUCAUCCAAUAACUCCACUAGUAAAUUUCUUUGUUUCACCGAUAUCCCUCUAAUGAAGUAAAAUAGAACCUCAACAACAGCGGCAGAUACUGAAAAGAUUAUAUUUUUCUUUCUUCUUUGUAAUAAAAAUCUAUUUAAUUGUUUCAUAGAGAACCUUAAUCUGAUUAUUACUAUAAGAAUUGUUGUUGUAUUUGUGGCAUUUUCGCAAUGUUGUACAACCAGAGCCGUAAUUGCGGCACAUUUCAUGUUUUGUUUCUUGUGGGCAAAUCUUUUGUGAAAAAAAAAUGUGAUUUUCCGUGAUGUUUAAAGUUCAUAAAAGUUGGCUGUUUUCCUCCCAGAUGUCCAUUUUUGCUUGUUGCUUCUCUGAACCCAAUUGCUCCAGGCGUGUGAUACAGAGGUGAGUAUGUCUCUUACCUUAAGGUUUCCCCACAUUGUCUCUUUAAAUUUGAUUCGCUGAAGUAAUUUAAAUUAAAGGACACUUUUCAGGUAUCUGAAAUUUUUCGCCCGAUCACUGUGCAGUAAAAGUUAUUUUGAUAUAAGGUUACCUGCAGUUCGUCAAUCGAGUUCUUGAAAUACUCAGUGUGGCAUUAUGUGGCCAUGAUAAGGGAAACUUAGUGUGAUGGAAGUUCGUCCUUUUGAUUGAUAUCUCUGCCUAUAACACCAUGUCAUAAGUCUUCUUCUUUCUUCGUCAAGUUGAAGCUCAGCUGAUGUAUAUUAAACUCCAUUACAGUAUCCUCUCUGUAAAUUGCUGUUUCCAGCUCCUUGAGUCUUUGCUUCACUAAUUGGCCAAAAAAGACCAUACCGUUUACUUUCCCUCUUGCUGAUCUGUCUAGAGAAUUGCCCAAAGCGUCAAAGAGUGAGGACUGAAUGAAAUCUGAGCGUAGUGGAGAAACAGUGCACAAAAUAUCACAAAGUAACACCUUAGGCAAAGCUAUCCUGUAAACACAGGGAUAAAAACAGAUGUAUCGAAUGACUAGUUGUAGGAUUCGUUUGACAGUCGCACUACUCAUUUUUACAAUUAUACUCUGCAGUCUCAUUGGAUUAGUUUGACGAUGCAUGUAACAACAAAGAUUCAUCCAUCCUGAUUUAUCCGCCUCUAAACCCAAAUAACCUUGUGCACAACUUGAGAGGGUUAAAUGUAUUCAGGAACAGGAUAUUGCAAUUUAUGAAAUGUCACUAAUAAGCUAUCAUAAAACAAAUGAGGAAGUACGCGCGAUCUUAUUGGUCUAAAGCUGCGAUUAAAUGAGGGUAUGAUAAAAACGAUAGAGGUGUUUUACAUUCUCACCCUGUUUUGAGAAGUAUCUUUAGAAAUCACAUUCAAUUGGGUGAAUACUGACAACAACGACCAUUAAACCGACCCGUAAAGAGACCAAGAUAGCUGACCGAUUCACUUAUUUAACCUGCUGACAUCUAUUUCUCGUAGGCAGCAAAAUCAAGAAAGUCAAGAACAUGUUGUCGUCGCUGUACAUUGGGUUUUCAGUGCUGUUUUCAGUACUGGUGAUAUUCAAUCUGGUUGGCAACACUUUAGUGAUCUUAGUAGUACUACGUAACAGGUCUAUGAAGACACCCACCAACUACCUCCUCGUAAACCUUGCAAGCGCCGACAUAGUGGUCGCCUUUUUUAUCGGUAUCCAAUUCAUAGUAACACCAACCUUCACCCACCCCCAAGGGACGUUAGGAGCAGUGCUCUGUAAGAUAGUAACAGGUGGUACACCAGGGUGGGUUGGUGCUGUCGCUUCAGUGUUUUCGCUGGUGGCCAUAUCAAUUGAACGUUACUGGGCUGUUUUGCAUCCCCACAGUCAGAAAAUUAAACUCACAAAGACAAAAAUUGUCAUACUCGCUCUUCUUUCCUGGAUAGCGUCUCUCACUUGGGCAAUCCCAGGAUUUUUGGCUACCACAUACAUCAAAGAAUUCAAAGGCUGUGCACACAGCUUUUCCAAACCAAUCUAUGCUAAGCUAUACACUGUUGGGUGGUCAGUGGUGGCAGGUGUUAUCCCUAUCAGCAUCAUGACCGCUUUAUAUUCCAAGGUGGUUUAUCGUCUUUGGUUUGUGAACAACGCUACAACUGAAAGUACCCAGCGUGCACUACUGCGAUACAGAAAACGCGUCACCAAGAUGGUCAUAUUCGUUACAGUUGUGUAUGUGCUGUGUUGGGUCCCCGAGCUGUUAAUUUACUUCUUAGGUUUCACUGGCACUAUCACUUUACAGCCAUUUCACCAUGCUAUUGCGUCUGCUUUGAUUGUUUUCAACUCCAGCAUUAACCCAACCGUUUACAGUCUACAGAGUAGUAAGUUUAGAAAGCAUCUUGGGGAAUUAAUUUGU